AUGGCGACUGUAACCAUAGGCAAAUCCUAUUUCGAAGCUCUCCUACGAAGAGCCGAAUUUGUCAGUAGAAUCCAGGAUACCAGCUGUGCACCUGGUCUGCAUGGCGAAGCUGACUUCCAUCGCCAGCAUACUUCUAAUCAGCAUGUCAAUUAUGGCACUGAUCUUUCCAACAACGUCACCAUCAGUAAAGCAGAGCAUGAGUUCAUGAGCGCCUUGUUUCGCGGUGGCCUGAGCGCCGAGACCUUGGAGACGCUGCUUCAAGGCGAGAAUGGAGCUACGAGCGAAGCGCCGUCAAUCUACGAUUACGACUCGGAGCACAUAACUGCCAGAUCAGGAGCCGGUACUGGAGUAGGCAAUGCAUCCACUCGUUAUAUGCAAGGCUCGGACAACACUGCUGUCAGCUACGGUCUACAGUCCAAGGCAUGCCCACAAUCAGUUCCGCGAGUCGCCAGUUAUGGCGAGCACGAGUCUUUCAUGGCUGGCCCGGAUAGUCCAGCAGAUGACGAUGACGAUGACGAUGACGAUGACGAAAAAUACCAAGAACACGCUCAGCGUAUCCCACUUCACGACCAGCGAACUGUAUUAAUCACUAAUCUGUCCGAGCGCACUACCCACAAGGACUUGGCAAGUAUCGUUCGCGGUGGAAGACUCCUAGACAUAUUCCUCCGCAACGAUCGCUCAGCUACCAUUUCGUUUGGGGAAGGAGCUGCAGAGUUUCUCGCUUAUGCCAAACGCAACGACAUCUAUCUCCACAUGAAACGGCUCGAGUUUCGCUGGAACGAUAGACAAUUCCACGUUCCACCGCAUGUGUCCAACAAGAUCGCUAACGGAGCUACACGAAACUUGGUUGUGCGAUGUAUUGCAGGAAAGGUCACUGCAGAUCAGAUCCGAGAUCAUCUUGACCACAUCCACAACCUGGUUGUUGUGGACAUCUAUUUCCAGAAAGGCGAUGCAUAUAUAUCGACCAAUUCCGUCCACAACGCUCUAUUUGCGAGGACUUGCAUGAUGUCGCGUACUACCUACAAGGGCACCCGUAUUGAGUACUAUCCGGAUGAAUGCGCAGAAGCGCUGCCCAGGCCCACGAAGACUCAGAAUCCGGUGUCACGUGCGCCGGUGAAGCCUAUGCCUGUGGUCAACCAGUAUGCUCUUUUGGACACCGGAUCGGAUGAUGAUUCUCAGUCGGACGAGGAAUCGUACAUGACCAACGGUGUAAAAGUCGAUGGUUACCACUGGGCUGACAGCGUGGUAGCAUAAGCGACUCGCAUGAGGACGCCUGACCCGAUGCGGCUCGCUGUACUCGAUAAGGUCGCCAACGUAGUGCAGUAUGCUCAGUUGAGGUUUCUCCCAUGGAACAUUCCUGAUUUUACCACCACUGCUGGUCGAGUGCUAUCCUUAAAGGCAUGAGAUAGGCACUCAUGGCCGCCCGAAUAAUGAUAAUGGUGGAGAGACGGAUUCCUCCAAGACCCAGAACACAGCCUUUUAUUCUCCUAGCACUGAUAUGGGAUUUGGGGAACCUGUGUUAUACAGGUCCGAAGAGUUGAUACAAGCUUCAUGUUACAAGACGUUACCUUGAGUACGCUUAUUUCCUACAUAGAUACCCCUCGGCUUCCGUAGCAUACUCUGAAACAUGAACAUUUUACUAUUA
Messenger RNA from Pyrenophora tritici-repentis Pt-1C-BFP, 1645 nucleotides. Lineage: Eukaryota; Fungi; Ascomycota; Dothideomycetes; Pleosporales; Pleosporaceae. The record is from RefSeq and is a predicted model, not a curated record.